This is a messenger RNA of Esox lucius (northern pike), 2311 nucleotides long. RefSeq names its product PTP_PTPDC1 domain-containing protein. Gene Ontology annotation, biological process: protein dephosphorylation; cilium assembly. Bases 372 to 2234 code for a protein of 620 amino acids. NCBI's taxonomy places the organism in Eukaryota, Metazoa, Chordata, Actinopteri, Esociformes, Esocidae. The record is from RefSeq and is a predicted model, not a curated record. The transcript has 12 exons. Gene Ontology annotation, molecular function: protein tyrosine/serine/threonine phosphatase activity.
AAUACUGUGCUAUUUACUCUAUUUUGUUCACUUUUAUAUUUGUACCAGCUACUACAACCGUCUCAGGUGUUGUAGGUGUAGUUUGCCACGUGGCUAUUCAGGACUGUAAUCCUACAUAAGCUUUGUCAGUUUCUUCAAAGCAACUUGUUCCUGAAAGCAAAUUGACUUGACUUGUCCGUCUGCAUGUCAACAAAUGAUGUGUCUGCAUCAGGCUAGCCACUAGAGUUUACUACACAUUAUACUGCUUCACUUCAUCAUAGCAUAUCCUUUACUGGACCAAGGAGAUAGGUGCAGGGACUGUCUUCACACUGAGGCUUUAAGUGGCUGUGCGCGUAAGCUAGGCUUGUUGCGCUACAGUACACACCUCCACGAUGCCUGUGAUGCCCAUGCCACAGCCUGCCUACUCCCAGGCCAGGGAGAACCUGGUGAAGGCCAUCCCACCCAAGAUCAUCUGCCUCCUGGCCUGCGGAGGACGAGACUGCCGUUAUGAAGGACCAGCCUGCUGGAGGCCCAGCCAACAAGCUGUACAGGGACUUUUUUCACACUGGGUGACUGAUGACAUUGUGGCCACGGCACGACCUUCCUCUCACCUCAUAAAGAAAUACAGCAUCAUAGAUCAGUUCAAAAGGCUGAACAUCAAGUCUAUAAUCAACAUGCAGUUGCCUGGGGAGCAUGCUCACUGUGGCCCCCCUCUGGAGCCAAGCACUGGGUUCACCUAUUCACCACAAACCUUCAUGGACAACGACAUCUUUUUCUUCAACUUUGGCAUGCCAGACUUCGGCGUGUCAUCUCUUCUGGGGAUAAUGGAUGGAGUGAAGGUGUUAGCCUUCGCCGUGAAAGAAGGGAGGGUGGCAGUGCACUGUCAUGCCGGCUUGGGGAGGACAGGUGUCCUGAUAGCCUGCUACCUGGUCUACAGCCUGCGUGUGAGCCCCAGUGAAGCGGUCCACUAUGUGCGUAUCAAACGUCCCCGGUCCAUCCAGACUAGGGACCAGAUCAGCCUGGUGUUUGACUUCGCCCGUCUGCUGGGCACUCAGCUGGCCCAGUACCCUGACCUCAGCCUGCCACGCGGGGGGCAGUUCACCCUGACGCAGUACCUGCAUCGCCAGGCCCUCCUCCUCCAUGGUCAGGAGGCCCGCACCCUCAGACACACUCCCAAGGUGGUCUACCUGCUGUGUGGCCGUUUCACGGCCCUGGCACUGGGCCUGCCUGCCUCUCCGGAGGUGCACGCCGAGCUGGAGAGGAGGGCAGAACUGCGAAUCCUGGGCAGGGCUGUGAGGGAGACUCUGGUGGCCAAACAGUACCUGCCCCUGCUUCAGGAGGGUCACCGGGGGUCCUGGGGAGGCCCAGGGUCAAUGUCUGUGUCCUCCUGGGAUGAACCAGAGGGCUUUCUGGAGAGGAAGAGGCAGGUACUGCAGGAUAAACGCAGCUACAGUGACUCAGACCUCUGCAAGAUGACUGUAACACAGGAUCUGGAGUUGGGCUCAUACUGCACUGCAUUAGCUGAGCAGAUAAGACAUGACCUGAGACCUGUGAGUCCAGUCCUUACCAUCCCUACAUCUGGCCUAUUUUCAAGUUCAGAGGACAAAAAACACCUCAAAUUCCCAGCAGGCAGUUGGAUACCCAGCAGUGACUGUUCCAAGAGGUCGAAGUGCACCACCAAAAAGACACCAGCAUUUUACAAAUUCAACUCUAACAUUGAGGUACGCAGAAACCAGCAAAAAUCCCAACAUGCCUCAGUUGCUCGAGCAGUUGCCAAGGCGAUGGCAGAACUAAACCCACCCGGGGAGACUGUGCUACAGAGGUCAUUACUGUUGCAGGAGGAGCUGAACAGCAGUGAGUGUGCCUGGGCCCUACUGGUCACAGAGUCCGAUCCACAUGUACUCAGCUCUCUUCUGUGGACCUGGCUGGAAAACCUGAAGGAGCCUGUUCUGAGUGUUGAGGACGUGGAGAUGCUGACCUCGGGACCUCAACACAGGAACCAUCUCAGUGUGCUUACGCAGGCCCAGCGCCAUACCAUGUCCUGUCUGCUGGGCUGUGUUGGUCAGGUGACCAGCCUGUGUCCCCAGAGAGAGGAAGCUGUGCUACGACGCUUGAUACGAGCAAUCACCAGACGCCCUCACGAGGAUAUGGAGAACUAUGCAGCUCUGAUAAGAAUCCUCAAAUCCAGCAUCAGACAAACACUUGAUGGCCACAACUACCUCACCCAGACCUCAGACGACACAGCAGACUGCUGAAGAGGAGGAAACAAACUCAUUGGUUGACUGAUUAACCCAUUGUACAUACUUCCCAAACUUUAUUGUAGGCUAUGUAU